Molecule: messenger RNA, 1134 nt
Organism: Penicillium taxi
Lineage: Eukaryota; Fungi; Ascomycota; Eurotiomycetes; Eurotiales; Aspergillaceae
Exons: 2
Coding region: 1-1134 (377 amino acids)
Source: RefSeq, a predicted model, not a curated record
AUGAAUGGGAGUCUGGAACAUCUCAACAACUCCGAAUGUGUGACUACAUUUACGCAGACUUUCGAGUCACAAUACGACAAACUGCUUCUUGUGACCAAUAAUAUGAGAUUCAAUGAUUCUAAGUAUGACUUUCUCGCUACGGGUCGCACAAAUAAUGGCCCAAAUGAUGAUAUUGGGAGUAUUUGGGCUUCAUACGAAUGGCUAUAUGGAUUAAGUUAUGUUGACAGAUCAUAUUGUCCCUUUGACAAUAGUGAUAUAUCCACCUUCAGAUCACAGAUCGCCAAUAAUAAUAAUAGUUGGUAUAUCGGUAGAUCCUCAGAAACUUUGGAAAUAAGGUGGAAGGUUGAGUAUUGUCUGGCCGAGAAAGCGUCUCAGUAUUGCAAGCUACAAUACUCGUUUCCUAUAACAAUUACUUUGAUUGCAGUGAAUAUCGUUAAGUCUAUGAUUUUGCUGUAUAUAUGGGUGGGCUUGUAUGAUCCCCCGAUCUUAACGAUCGGCGAUGCCAUUGCGUCUUUGCUUCAGCGCGAGGACAUAUACACACAAGGUGGCUGUCUACUCACCUGGAAAGAUAAAACGCGUCAAGAAAUCAAGCCUAAGCCGUUUCUUAGAAAAAAGAGACGAUGGGGCUCAGCUGUUUCCAUUUGGAAGUGGAUAAGUCUUAUAGUUCCCUGGGUUUGCGUUGCGGUCGCAAAUAUCUAUCUCUUGAAAUACGCAGAGAGUAGGAUGGGUCCUGAUGACAGUAAUUUCUGGGAACAAGGACUAGGGACCGCAGGCUCUGAAAACCUGGUGACGGGUACCAACUGGCCUAGCUCAUUUGUUCCUAUUGUCCUCAUCGCCAACUCUCCCCAAUUGAUCUUCUCCAUCCUCUACUUCACCUUCAAUGGCUUUCUGACCUCAAUGACUCUCGCGGCUGAGUGGAGCAAUUACGCCAUCCACCGCAAAGGCCUCCGAGUCUCAAAUAACCCGCGAUCAUCCCAACGAAGCAAUUACUUUCUUUCUAUGCCAUAUCGCUACUCUGUUCCACUCAUGAUCACAUCGGCAAUUCUCCACUGGUUAAUUUCGCAAAGCUUUUUUGUGGUAGCGGUUGAAUAUUACUCCAAUGAUGGGCCUCGAAAUCAUUAUUAUCUGGAUUAA